Molecule: messenger RNA, 1746 nt
Organism: Nyctereutes procyonoides (raccoon dog)
Lineage: Eukaryota; Metazoa; Chordata; Mammalia; Carnivora; Canidae
Gene: B4GALNT2
Product: beta-1,4-N-acetyl-galactosaminyltransferase 2
Exons: 11
Coding region: 1-1521 (506 amino acids)
Biological process (GO): UDP-N-acetylgalactosamine metabolic process; UDP-N-acetylglucosamine metabolic process
Cellular component (GO): Golgi membrane
Molecular function (GO): hexosyltransferase activity
Source: RefSeq, a predicted model, not a curated record
AUGAAUAGCCACAAUUAUCUGAAAAAGUCUGAGUUUCUGUGGCUCCUCAAGAUAUCAGUUUUAGUCUUAGGACUUGGCACUGUUGUAUUUAUGUUCAGAAGUGUGGAAUUCAAUAGCAUCAUGCCAGAGCUCCCGCAUUCUGCUCUGAAUGACCAGACACUGAAGCUUCUACCUGAGGAACAUCUCAAAAACCUCUUUACCUAUGAUGGAAUCUGGCUGUUCCCGAAAAACCAGUGCAAAUGCGAAGCUACCAAACAGAAGAGAAGCUAUAAUUUUCAGGAUGCCUAUGGCCACAGUGAGCUCCCUGCAGUAAAAGCAAGGAGACAGGCUGAAUUUGAACACUUUCAGAGGAGAGAAGGGUUGCCCCGUCCACUGCCGCUGCUGGCUCAGCCCAACCUCCCCUUUGGGUACCCGAUCCAUGGGGUGGAGGUGAUGCCCCUGCACACGGUUCCCAUCCCGGGUCUCCAGUUUGAAGGACCAGAUGCCCCCAUCUAUGAGGUCACCCUGACAGCUUCUCUGGGGACACUGAACACCCUCGCUGACAUCCCAGACAGUGUGGUGCAGGGCAGAGGCCAGAAGCGGCUGACCAUUUCCACCAGUAACCAGAAGCUUUUGAAUUUCAUCCUCCAGCACAUGACAUACACCAGCACAGUGUACCAGCACCACAGAGUGGAUGUGGUGAGUCUGGAGUCCAAGUCCUCAGUGGCCAAGUUUCCAGUGACCAUCCGCCAUCCUGUCAUCCCCAAGUUAUAUGACCCUGGACCAGAGAGAAAGCUCAGAGACCUGGUGACCAUUGCCACCAAAACUUUCCUCCGUCCCCACAAACUCAUGACUCUGCUCCAGAGCAUUCGUAUGUACUACCCAGACUUGACAGUGAUCAUAGCUGAUGACAGCAAGGAGCCCCUGAAGAUUACUGACAACCACGUGGAGUAUUACACCAUGCCCUUUGGGAAGGGUUGGUUUGCUGGUAGGAACCUGGCCAUAUCUCAGGUCACCACCAAAUACAUUCUCUGGGUGGACGAUGAUUUUCUCUUCAACAACAAGACCAAGAUUGAAGUGCUGGUGGAUGUCCUAGAGAGAACAGAACUGGAUGUGGUAGGUGGCAGUGUGCUUGGAAACGUGUUCCAGUUUAAGCUGUUGCUGGAGAAGAGUCAGAAUGGGGACUGCCUUCACAGGAGGCCAGGCUCUUUCAGGCCCUUGGACGACUUCCCCAACUGCGUGGUGACGAGUGGCGUUGUCAACUUCUUCCUGGCCCACACAGAGCGACUCCAGAGAGUGGGCUUCGACCCCCGCCUGCAGCGAGUGGCUCACUCAGAGUUCUUUAUCGAUGGGCUCGGGAGCUUGCUCGUGGGAUCAUGUCCAGAAGUGGUGAUAGGUCACCAGGUCCGAUCUCCCAUGGCUGAUCCAGAGCUGGCCAUCCUGGAGAAGACCUACAGUGCAUUCCGGACCAACACCAACGACCAGGUCCAGUUCAAGCUGGCUCUCCACUACUUCAAGAACCAUCUCCAGUGCUCCACAUGAGGGUGCCCAGGGAUCAGAAAUGCUCUAGACUUAUUGGUUGUGGGUGUCUAGGACAGCAGAACUGGUGGUUGGGCUACCAAAAUAGGGACUCCCGAUGAGAUGAAUGUUGUAAAGAACAAGCCAGAGUGGGUAGGACAGAUGAGUCGGGCUCAGUGACUAACAAUUUCCAUCAGAGACUUAGGGUCAUUAGAAAUGGACCAAUCCCUGAGAAGGGCAACAGAGGCC